Ipomoea nil (Japanese morning glory) is the source of this 564-nucleotide messenger RNA. RefSeq lists its product as uncharacterized. The record is from RefSeq and is a predicted model, not a curated record. Lineage: Eukaryota; Viridiplantae; Streptophyta; Magnoliopsida; Solanales; Convolvulaceae. The coding region runs from base 1 to 564 and encodes 187 amino acids. Gene Ontology annotation, molecular function: RNA-DNA hybrid ribonuclease activity; nucleic acid binding. The transcript is spliced from 2 exons.
AUGGCCUAUAUAUCUGGUUUUGCUGGUAAUUAUAUUUGUGACUGGUUUUUCUGGACUCUAAAUUGGUUGAAUGACUUUGCUUUGCCUAAUUUUGUUAUGUUGGCGAAUGAGGUAUCUACCCAUUCCAAUGCUGUUGCAGGCCAUCCAACACGCUGGUCUAAACCUGCGUUGGGAAGGAUUAAGCUAAAUUCUGAUGCAACAAUAUGCCAAGGGUCUAACGUCAUGGGACUAGCCUGGGUACUGCGCGACGACGAGGGGAAGUUUCUAGCUGCCAAGAACACAGUAGUACCUGGGAAUUACUUGGUGAAGGAGGCUGAAGCUUUGUCUAUUCGAGAGGCCCUGAGUUGGUUAAUAAGUACAGACAUGGGGAGUGUGGAUGUAGAAAUUGACUCACAAGUCGUGUUUAAUGCUCUCUGUUCUUCAUCUUUUAGUUUUGCGUUUGGUCUUUUGAUAAAUGAUGUAAGAGAUUUAGCAUUCGCAAUUGGGGAUGUUGAAUUUCAUUUUGUUGCGCGAUCUGCGAACUGUGUUGCCCAUGCCGUUGCACGGGAGGCCUUUUCGGUGUAA